Molecule: messenger RNA, 540 nt
Organism: Uncinocarpus reesii 1704
Lineage: Eukaryota; Fungi; Ascomycota; Eurotiomycetes; Onygenales; Onygenaceae
Exons: 2
Coding region: 1-540 (179 amino acids)
Source: RefSeq, a predicted model, not a curated record
AUGGGUGAACCAGCUGUCAACGGCAACAUGCCGCAAUCUCAAUUCAUCAACCACCUCACCUCAUACCCCAUCGUCCACGACUCCCUUGAAAACCUGAAAGCCAACCCGUAUGGCCAGAAAUCCCUCGAGCUUGCCGAUCAGGGCUACUCUCAGUUCGCCAAACCGAUUCUUCCCUACUUUGCCAAACCGUAUGGCUACGUAGCACCAUACGUCACCAAAGCUGAUGAACUCGGAAACGAGGGUCUUAACCGCAUGGACAGCACCAUUCCCGCCGUCAUCACCGCCUCAGAGAACAUCAGGGGCAUGAUUGGAGGAUACAUGAAUGCUCCAUUCCGUCUUGCCGAGGACGGAAAGGGAUACGUCCUCGAUACCUACUCGUCUGAACGAAGUGCAGUGGGAGACGGAUAUUUCGCUCGCGGCAAGGCUGCUGUAUCCACUGGAUUAAGACUGACUGCCGACUCCUGCCUCUGGCUUCGAGAAUAUCUAGUUCCUCAGGCGAAAGCCAGCAACGGCAAGCCUCGUCAGAAUGGGAACAAGUAA